AUGCUAAGACCGCUUCUGAUAAAGAUUGGCGAAUGCAGCACUACGUUACCUGAAUCUUUACCUUUUAAACCGCAAACCGAAUUCGUUGAGACCGUGGACAAAAAAGAUUGUAAAUCUCAAACCAUCACCACAAAACCUGUGAAGAAACCUGGAUUUAGCUUGAUAAUUGAAAUCAAUACUUCUGUCUUGAACAAGAACAAUUUUAAGACCGCUUUCCGUGACAAUAAUCCAUUUUUUGCCUCUACCACCACCAAUGGAUCUAUCGAUUCAAAAAUUGUCGACCAAGAGAUUAAUCUAAAGCAACAUAUCUUUUCAACAAAUCCCCAAUUUUCACGUACUGAAGAUCGUACUAUCCUCGAUUAUAAUAAUAUUAGCUUAGAGUUUGCUAACAAUCCAGCUGAAUUUUCGAACACUGACUCACAAGACGAAAUACCUGGCACUCCAAGCAGUACUUCAAGUACUGGACAUAGAAAUAAUAGUAUAGAACAUGAGAAAAAUAACGAAGAUGUGACAUCAAGAAGCAAUGAUGAAAACUAUCCAACAAGUUGUGCACACAAUAUGCAAACAACUGACAUUACUGAAGAUACGCACACCACAAUCGAUAUAACUAAAGAAUCUUCUCUGAGACAACAACCAAUAGAAAUCACCGAUGGUGAAGAAACAUCAAUAUCUUUGACGCCAACGUCAGUCGAAGAUAGUAGUAGUUCUGAACAAGAACAAAGUUUUGACGAAUAUCUACCUUCUCAACCAUCACAUUUUAAACCAUCAAAAAAAUCCACAGAAACAAGCAAUAGUAGGCCAACAAAUGAUCCAAUAAAUUACAACCAUAUAACAAUUCAAGAACAGACACGAUGGGCCUUUUUAUUUAUGCUUGGAGAGUUAUUAUGUUAG
Dentiscutata heterogama is the source of this 891-nucleotide messenger RNA. Lineage: Eukaryota; Fungi; Glomeromycota; Glomeromycetes; Diversisporales; Gigasporaceae. The record is from the annotation of a GenBank genome assembly.